AUGCCCAUUGCAUACCAUGGCAGGUCGUCGUCUGUUGUGGUCUCCGGCACUCCCAUCGUGCGACCCAGGGGUCAGUUGGGGCUGCCAGCUUCGACCCCCACCACACCCCUCGCCCCUUCCUUCGGCCCCACGCAGCAGCUGGACUUUGAGCUCGAGAUGGCGGUGUUGAUGGGGCCGGGCAACGAGAGGGGCGAGAGCAUUCCCGUGGAGGGAGCACUGGACUGCUGCUUUGGCAUGGUCAUCUGUAACGACUGGAGCGCUCUCUUCCUUCCACGGUCCACCCUCCCCCCCCCCACACCUGCUCGUCUCCCCCCCUUGGGUGCAGCGAGGGACAUCCAGCGGUGGGAGUAUGUUCCCCUCGGCCCCUUCCUUGGGAAGAACUUCGCCACGACCAUAUCCCCCUGGGUGGUCACCAUGGAUGCUCUCCGUCCCUUCAUCUGCUCCCCAUCCCCUCAGGACCCAGAGCCGCUGCCGUACCUCCAGGACCCCAACCCACUCACCUUCGACGUUCAACUACAGGUCUCCCUUGCUCCCUCCGCUCCUCCAUCCACUGCUGCCGUUGCGAGGCUGCCACCUGUCCCUGUGUGCUGCAGCAACUUCAAACACCUGUCAGUUUCUUGUGCGCAUGGGGGCAUGAACGGCAUGUGCUUCUUUUACGUGGCAACGCCUUCGCCCAAGCCUCUCCCACCCUCAUCCGCCUCGCCUCCCUUCACCGCCCGCCUGCCCUCACCUGUUGUUUCUCCUCUUCCUCCGCCCCCCUCUGCCCAACUACCCGCACAGGUACUGGACGGUGGCACAGCAGGUAGCACAUCACACCAUCAACGGCUGCCCCCUUUGGAGUCGACCCAUAAGUACUGGACGGUGGCGCAGCAGGUGGCGCAUCACACCAUCAAUGGCUGCCCCCUGCGCCCAGGCGACCUGCUUGCCUCGGGCACCAUCUCCGGCCCGGUCAGUCACCCAUGCCCCUGCCCCUCCCCACUGCCUGCUUUAGAGUCGACUCUUAAGCGCAUCACACCAUCAACGGCUGCCCCCUGCGCCCAGGCGACCUGCUUGCCUCGGGCACCAUCUCCGGCCCGGACUGGACCUGAUUCCCUCAAGCACCAUCUCCCGCCCUGUGAAGUCCUUCCCGCUUCACCAUUCCCAUUCCUUCCGAUGUUCAUGCGCUGCCCUUGCCCCUGUGGUCCCAGGCAGAGGGCAGUGAGGGGUGUCUGUUAG
This is a messenger RNA of Closterium sp. Naga37s-1, 1215 nucleotides long. NCBI's taxonomy places the organism in Eukaryota, Viridiplantae, Streptophyta, Zygnematophyceae, Desmidiales, Closteriaceae. The record is from the annotation of a GenBank genome assembly.